CAUUAAUUUUAUGGGGACGCCCCUACAACCGGCAAUUCCACGACGGGACAAUCUCCUGAUCUCCUCACAACUUUCUCGUCAGUCUCCCCACAUCCGACUCUGUGUUCCUCAUCCCCUUCAAUCCAAUACUGCGAGGCCAUUUUACAACCCGUUCGAUUCCACUGUAUGGCUUUGCCAUCUGAAUCGCAUCGUAGCCACAACGACGACGUCUCCAAGUUCCUUCAAUCCACUGCUUCCAGCUUCGUUUCUCUCUUCAACCCUCCAAAAUUCUCACCUUCGCCUCGACAGCCACCUUCUUCCUCAGUUUCGCACUCUAGAAUCUGCUUCCCUUUCCUGUUCGCCGACUCCCCUAAACCUCAUCUCGACUCCACUCACUAUGACUCGCUCUCCUCAUCCAAUUCCCCAAUGAAGGGGGUGUCAUCGGUGGCCGAGUCCAACUCGGGAUUUCCGUCUACUGCGAGGGUUUCAGGGUUGAAUUACAGUCGAAAGGGUGGUGGACCCGCCUUCGUGGGUCAGGUAUUCAGCAUGUGUGAUCUCUCUGGCACUGGUCUUAUGGCUGUGUCUACCCACUUUGAUAUCCCCUUUAUCUCCAAGAGAACCCCUGAGUGGCUGAAAAAAAUGUUUGCGACAAUCACCAAGAGUGAAAGAAAUGGCCCUGUAUUUCGAUUUUUUAUUGAUCUAGGAGAUGCAGUUUCAUAUGUCAAAAGGUUGAAUAUUCCAAGUGGUGUGGUGGGUGCUUGUCGACUUGAUCUAGCAUACGAUCAUUUCAAGGAAAAGCCUCACUUGUUCCAAUUUGUCCCAAAUGAGAAGCAGGUCAAAGCAGCUAAUAAGCUUCUAAGGACAAUGCCACAAAAUGGCAUAGGCAAUAAGGUUGAUGGGGUGCCUGUUUUUAGUGCACAGAACUUAGAUAUUGCAAUAGCAACUAUGGAUGGAAUUAAAUGGUACACUCCUUACUUCUUCGAUAAAAAAAUUCUUGAUAACAUUCUUGAAGAAUCUGUUGAUCAACAUUUCCAUGCUUUAAUCCAAACUCGGCACAUGCAGCGCCGGAGGGAUGUGAUUGAUGACAACUUGACAGCAGAAGUGAUUGAGGAGAUGGGAGAUAGUUUAUUGGAGCCUCUAGAAGUUCAGGAAGUGCUAGGCGAAGUGGGCCCUCCUAGUAUACCAUUAAAUGUUAUUUCGAAGGCUGUGGAAAUUCAAUUCCAUUAUACUAUUGAUAAGGUUCUACUUGGUAACAGGUGGUUGCGGAAAGCAACUGGCAUACAGCCAAAAUUUCCAUAUAUGGUUGACUCAUUUGAGAAAAGAAUGAUGUCUGGUUGGUAGCUUUCUUCCUGAUUGGGUGAAGUCAUCAGCAUUGUCAGUUCUCUUUAACAGUGGAGGCAAGUGUUGGGUUAUGCUGUUUUUGUGCUUUCUUGGGAUGAAAAUUGUUCUGCAUUUUCCUGCAUGUGUGUACAAACAACUGGAACAGUGAUGACACUAUAGAUUUUGAAUUUGUGAAGGCUUAAAAGAAAUCACAAAGAAGUAGUGCUGAUGUAUUGCACAAUAAGUUCCAAGUCUUCUAAAAUUUUUUAAAUGUUAAUGAAAAAUUAACAGAACAGAAAGAUAUUAAAUAUGAGUAAUUUAAAAAGUCCAUAUGGCGACAUUUUAUUUGAAAACUGAUCAAGUCUAUAAUAAUUACCGAAGUUUUCUCCUUCCUAGAAUUACAAGCAUAAAAUGGAUGGUAUGUAUUGAGCCCAAUGCUGAGAUGGACCGGUUUAUCCCCAGAGAAUUGCUAAAAUGCCAGUUUAGAAAUGAUGUGUAAUGUUUUUAAAGAAAACAAGUUAAAGAGACCUCUGCAGUGGUUUGAAACUAGUGGGGCCACAGGAGAGGGGGAAAAUGGAACCAAGCAGCUAACUUCUGUCUGUUUUCCUGAAGUGAAAAGUUGUGUGGGAUUAGUAGCAUGUUUUCAGGGAAAAGUAGCAGUCGUAGAAGGUUUAUGCAAGGCUUGAGGUUUGCUUGGGAGGGUUUGUGGCCUCUGAAAAGUCAACGGGUGUCUAUGUUUGCAUGUCCUUCAUUUUUCUAAUCUCCAUUGAAGAGGUUUAGCCACUCACAUAUCUGUUAAUGUACUCCAACAUCAGUAUGAUUUGCCAUUGACAGAAUAGCAAUGUGAUGUGAUAGAAGGUGAGGAAGAGUAAGAGAGAUAGGUAGAAGAGAACGAGAGAAACAGGAGAGAGAAUCUGAAUAGUACUUCUGAACAUUAGAAAAUAAAUAGCGUACAACCUCUUAGGGUAAGGAUGCUGUAUAUAGUAAUGUCUAACUAACUAACAUAAUCCACGACCUAACUAAUUCUUAUAUAUCAUAUUAUUUACUUAGCAAUUCCCCCCUGGAACAUCCUUGUCCUCAUGGGUCAGAGAUACGGAAAUCUGAAAACUGUUCUCUGAAAAUUAAUUUGAGACAUCCAAGUUGCUUCUUCAUCUGGCAAGCCUCUCCACUGAACCAACAUUUCUGUGAUGAAUUCUGCCCUUUCUUCCCACUCUUUAUUCAGAAUUUUCUCGUGGAACAACUCUUCUGGAACUUCUGGCCAAUCUUCAGGGGAUGCCUUUUUUUCACUGAAGGAUCUGGACACAACUUAAGUAAUGACACAUGAAAUGUAUUGUGAAUUCUGGAUUCAGAAGGUGAUUCUAGCUUGUAGGCAACCUUCCCAACUUUCCCCAUCACCUUGUAAGGUCAAAUACCUUGGUGCCAACUUUUGAGUGCUUCUAGGCGAGGAAGAUCUGUCUAUAGGGCUGUAACUUCUAGAAAACAUAUGCCCUACUUUUAAUUCAGGUUCAGAUCACUUUAAAUCAGCGUUCUGCAACAUUUGGUUUGUUGCCCUGUGGAGAUGAUGCUUUGGAACCCCAACCAUUCGCUCCCUAGCUUCAAAACUUCAAUCUACAGCCUCCACUAUAGCUUUUCUCGGCAAGUAAUGAGUGUAAAUUGGUGGUUUCUGAUCAUAGAGCAAUUCAUAAGGGCUAGCUUUAAUAGAAGUGUGAUAGCUAGUGUCAUACCAACACUCAGCCAAUGGCAACCACUUGCUCCACUCCUUAGGAUUCUCCCAACACAAUCAUCGAAGAUAAGCCUCCAAACUUUGAUUUAGCAAUUCGGAUUGCCCAUCCAUUUGAGGGCAGUAAGAAGAAGUACGCUUUUGCUCGACUUUAAUCAUUUUGAGAAACUCCUUCCAGAAAUUACUAAUGAACACAGGAUCUCGAUCACUAAUGACUUCAAUCAGAGCCCCAUGAAAUCUGUAAAUAUGGUCCAAGAACUCGUGAGCUAGUGUGGAUGGUGAAAAAGGAUAAGAAAGAGCCAAGAAAUGGGCAUACUUGCUCAUCCUAUCCACUACAACCCAAAUUACCUCCUUCCCUCCAGAUUUAGGGUGCCCUUUUAUAAAAUCCAUUGUAACACUUCCAAACCUUGCUUGGAACUGGUAGUGGCUGCAAUAAUCCUGGAGUAGCUACCAUUUCAUAUUUACAGCGUGCACAAGUGUCACAACCUUCAUCAAAAUCCUGCACAUCUCAAAGGAACCUCUUCCGCCAAAUAAACUCCUAAUUUUCUGUUAAGUAGCUUGAAUACCCGAGUGUCCACCUUGAGCACUAGCAUGCAACUGUUCAAAAAUGAGUUGUCUCAAAGCUGGACCUUUUCCCAGCACCAACUUACCAUUCUUUCUUAGAAACUUACCAUCCGAAGUAUGCUUUGAGGGUGCCAUUUUGCCUUUGCAACUCAGAAAUUAGAGCCUUUAAAUGUGGAUCCAGCACCCAACUUUCUUCAAGUUUCUGUAAUAAUUCAGGUGAAGAUGUGUCCAAGGUAAUCUGCAACAUUUGGAGGGCUUGAGAGCUUCUAAAGUUCAUCAGCAGCUGUGUUGUCAUUCCCAUUCUUGUAUUGUAUCUCCUAGUCAUACCCCAUCAACUUAGCAACUCUCCUACCAUCUUUUCAGUAACAUCCUUUUGCAUAGAACAAUAGCAAUAUGGCUUGAGGUUGAUAGGAUCCAUGCCUUCUUGCAAGACAAUGGGGUGGUUAUGACCCUCUCCAAGAGGAGGCAGACCCUUAGGCUCAUCCAAAAGGCCCUUAAGUUCAUCUUAAAGCUCACCACCGCUACUGGAAGUGAUUCUUCUAUCUGUACAGCAAACAUUUGAUUCUGUGGUUGACAGGUUUCAGUUAAUUGGAGUAGGUAGACUUGACACCCCUCUCCAUUUUUGAUCUCCGUCUUACUUGAAUCAACCAUCUGCCACACCAAUUGAGGUUGUGCCUGCAAAACACAUCCUCCCAUUAUUCCAGAAAUACAUAGUAGAAGAAACAUAAUCCCAAAAAGAAUAAUGACGAUUUUGACCGAUUUCCAGCCCAACACAAUAUCAUAAUUCUGUAUGUUCAUUAUCUGUAGAUUUUUGGAGAAGUCUUUUCCCUACAUUCGCUAGUUGAACUCCUAAACCCCAUAAAUUUUCAAUCAUUGUGCUUCUUAGCCCAACCAUCAUCUUCUCCAUUUCAUCCUAGUUUCUUUUCCAAGUCACAGUCUAGGAAGUAGGAAGUCAUUGCUGCUUCCAUUGUCUAUCAAAAUCUGAAUUGGUUUCCUGCCUAUGUGCCUUGAAGCCUCAUGGACUUUGUCCCUACUUUCCCUUCAAUAGCAUAAAUUGAAAUCUAAUGGCAUUCAGGGGAGGUUUCAUCAUCUUGAUCUUCAUCACAGUGUUCUUGUAUGUCGUCUUCUAAAUUAUCAUCAAGCUCAAUCAAUUGCAACUGCAUCUUUUGUCUCUAAGACCAAUUAUGGCCUCAUGAAUAUUUUUGGUGACAAUAAAAACAGGGGUUCUAGGCUAUGUGUUUAGCCUCUUCUUCUAGGGUCAACUUUGGAGGGAUUUUAAUGCCAGAAACGAAUUGCUUGAUUGCAGACAAAUGAUAAUUCUUCAUGUUGGACGCUGAACUCGAUGCUGUAGACAUGUCUGACACUAUCUUCUCUAGUUUCGGUGUGUUUUGUUGAGACCCAUC
Prosopis cineraria is the source of this 4986-nucleotide messenger RNA. RefSeq lists its product as uncharacterized. Gene Ontology annotation, biological process: protein transport. The coding region runs from base 166 to 1320 and encodes 384 amino acids. Lineage: Eukaryota; Viridiplantae; Streptophyta; Magnoliopsida; Fabales; Fabaceae. The transcript is spliced from 8 exons. The record is from RefSeq and is a predicted model, not a curated record.